UGGUCACUUCUGUAAAACCGCAGACCAACUUUCAUGUCCUCUCUCUCUCUCUCUCUCUAUGUAGAUUCCCUUUUUUACAUUUGCUGUUUACCAAACACACAUCUCUCUCUCUCUCUCUUUCAUAUAUAUUAUCUUGCAUUUUUCUCUCCACAAAUUGUUGUGCUGCGUGUUCUUCUGGAAGUGCUUGUCGGUAGGAGCAACAUCUCAUGCAUAUAUUAUUAUUUCCACAAUGUCAUUAAUGCUUUCUUCAAUGUUUCUCUCAGAUUUUCAAUUUUGUGUUCAGAGUGGGCUUUUCCGCUGCAUUUGAAGCCUUCGUCAGUUUGUCUCUGUUUUGGAGAUCCAUGACAGAGUAAGAUAUUGGGGCCAAACAACCAAAGAUUUUUCAUUUAAAGUUUCUCCAAUUUUUUAGACAAAUAUACUUGAUGACAUGAUGGAUCACAAGUCAUGGCUGUGGAAGAAAAAAUCCACCGAGAAGACCAUUGUUGCGGCUGAUACAGUAAACCUUUCACAAGGAGGAAAUGCAGAGGAGAUACAGACACUUCUGAAAGAUAAAGGAGAGUUGGAAAGAGAUCUGAAAAUUUUAAAUGAAAAGCUUUCCUCUGCCCUCUCUGAAUGCAACGCUAAAGAUGAUCUAGUGGAAAAACAUGCAAAAAUGGCACAGGAAGCCCUUGCAGGCUUGGAGAAAGCAGAAGUGGAAGCAAUGUCGUUGAAGCAAGAAUUAGAUGAAGUUUUACAGCAGAGAGUCGCAGGUGAAGAGAGGCUAACUCAUUUGGAUAUGGCAUUGAAGGAAUGUACCCAGCAGUUACGUUUUGUUCGAGAAGAGCAGGAGCAAAGGAUUCAUGAUGCUGUGACGAAGACAUCGAGAGAAUUUGAAAAAGCAAGGAAUGUUUUAGAGGACAAGUUGGCUGAUGCAAAUAAAAGGCUCACAAAAUUAGGUGCAGAGAGUGCUCAGCUCAGUAAGGCUCUCUUAUCAAAGGAAAAGUUGAUUCAAGAAAUGGAAGAAUGUAGAACCAAAGCCGAUGCAGAUUUUAAUGCCCUGAUGAUGAGAUUGGAAUCCUCGGAGAAAGAUAAUGCUUCUCUAAAAUAUGAGGUCCGAGUGCUUGAGAAGGAGCUUGAGAUUCGGAAUGAGGAGAGAGAAUUUAACCGGCGAACAUCUGAUUUAGCACACAAGCAACACCUAGAGAGUGCGAAAAAAAUUGCAAAGUUGGAAUCAGAAUGUCAGAGACUACGCAUGCUUGUACGUAAACGGUUGCCGGGUCCAGCUGCUCUGGCGAAAAUGAAGAAUGAAGUUGGAAUGCUGGGCAGAGAUCCAGCUGAAGCAAGGUGGAGAAAGUCAAAUCCUUCUCCUACGAUGGACUUUGCUUUCGACAACGCUCCUGAUACACCUAACAGAAAGAUCAAUUUUUUGACUGAACAGUUGUGUGCCAUGGACGAAGAAAAUAGGAAUCUCAAAGAAACUCUUGACAAAAAAGCUAACGAACUCCAGGUUUCUAGAAUCAUGUAUGAUCGAACUGCAUCCAAAUUGUCACAAGUUGAGGCACAGCUUGAAGAACCAGUAAGAGAUAUACAUAUACCACAUGAACUCUCUAUGGCUUCGAUGUCUGACAUGGGCAGUGAUGACAAGGUUAGUUGUGCUGAAUCUUGGGCUUCUGCUUUGAUUUCAGAGUUGGAGCAUUUCAGAAAUGGAAAAACUGUUGGGGCUUCAGGCAUUGAUCUGAUGGAUGACUUUGUCGAGAUGGAAAAAUUAGCAAUAGUAUCCACAGAUAAGCCAUUUGGAAGUUCUCGUCUUGCAUCAGUCGAAGAGCACGAAAUUGUUGGUCCAGUGGAAAUUGAGUCACACGGUGAUUCGUUAGCAGCAGCCGGUAGGGAGAUAGUUUUGUUACCAGAAUCUGGAUUAGGCAUUGGUGUCCUAAACAAGGACAUCCAGUCUAAAAAUAUGUUGAUUGGUAAACUUCCUAGUUGGCUUCAGGAUGUACUGAAAGUAGUCCUGGAACAAAACCGUGUCACGCGGAGAAAGCACGAAGAAAUACUGGAAGAUAUUAAAGUUGCUUUGCAAUAUAUUAACCCUACAAAUUCCAGUGCAUUUGUUGAUGCAAAUGAAAGCUCAAAUCAUUUUAAUGCAUCAAAUCAUUCUGAUAUUGGUGGCUACAUCUCUCAGGAAGCUCCAGCUAAAUCUCCAUUGAUGGAAUCAGCUAAUAGAAUAAAGGGUGAUGAAACACAAAGUGAGAGCAAGGUAGAAGGUGGAACAAGUCAAUUUUCUGAAGCAGAUAAGGUACGGACUCCCAAAGAACAGUUGUCAUAUCUGCCCAUUGUUUCUGCUUGGAAUGAAGGCAAAUUGGAAGAAAUUCAGCCUAAAGUGAGAGAAGAAUGUAAAAAGCUGAAAGAUGAGAUGGCAAAUAUGGAAUCUGCAAACAAGGACUUGGAAGAGAGACUCCAGACACAGGUUGAUAAGAGUGAGUCUUUGAUGUUUCGGCUUCAAGAAUCAGAAAAAACUAUCAGAAGCUUGCAAUCAGAGUUGGAAAGAUUAAAAGAAUCUGAGGACAUGAAUGAGAAUCAAAUUGAGAAUCAUAAGUUGGUUGUUGAAGAUCUUGAUGCACAGCUGACAGUUGCCAGAGCUGAAUUGAACGAUGCCCGCCAAAAGCUUUCAUCUCUAGAAUCAGAACUGGAGAAUAAAAACAACUGCUGUGAAGAAUUGGAGGCCUCAUGUCUUGGCCUACAGCUUCAGCUAGAAAGUUUCACAAAGAAGGAAAUCCCGGAUCAAGAAGAAAAGCAACUUCGAACUGACUGGGAAAUCACAGCAGCUUCUGAAAAGUUAGCAGAAUGCCAAGAGACCAUCCUGAACCUGGGGAAGCAGUUGAAGGCAUUGGCUUCACCAAGAGAAGCAGCCCUUUUUGACAAGCUCGUCUCCAACCCAUCGGACAAUAUUACAACAACAACCACCACUCCCACAAAGAUCAUCAAACAGCGGUCCUCUCUGCUGGAAAAAAUGCUGGCCGAGGAUAAUGUUGAAUCCGGAGACCUUAAGUUUCCAAAGACAAUGGAAGUUAUUUGCCUUUCAAGCCCUCAAAAUUCUCCUGGUCUUCUGGACCCGAAUGGAACGCCAGAUCAUCAACAAAGUUUUCUUCACAUAAAUGGGACAAAACACAAUUACAAUGAAACUGUAAGUGGUUCUUUGGCUAUUGUGCCUGCCAAGAAAAACAGAGGUGGGGGACUGCUGAAAAAGCUAUUUUUGAGAAGAAAGAAAGGUAAUAGCAAAAAGGUAACAGUUCGAAUUGCUGCAUAACAACUGCGAUGAAGCGGAAAUAAGGUGACUCGGGAUUUGGUUGUGAUGGUCAUGAUUGAUUGAUUUGUUGCUUGCUUGGAGUGAAAAAUAGUAGUUUGGUAUCUUUUAAUCAGAUAGAGAGAGGGUACAAGGAAUCGUGCAUCAUUUUUGUGUGUACCGUUGUUGUAUUCUGUAAAUGAAACCAAAAGGAUUGAGAAUUUAAUGUGAAAUGAAAAUCUUUAAUUUUAUAUA
Messenger RNA from Camellia sinensis, 3514 nucleotides. Its product is annotated as filament-like plant protein 7. The record is from RefSeq and is a predicted model, not a curated record. Lineage: Eukaryota; Viridiplantae; Streptophyta; Magnoliopsida; Ericales; Theaceae.